Molecule: messenger RNA, 1971 nt
Organism: Anolis carolinensis (green anole)
Lineage: Eukaryota; Metazoa; Chordata; Lepidosauria; Squamata; Anolidae
Gene: rasl11b
Product: RAS like family 11 member B
Exons: 4
Coding region: 130-870 (246 amino acids)
Molecular function (GO): GTPase activity; GTP binding
Source: RefSeq, a predicted model, not a curated record
CCGGCGGGAGCGGGGAGAAAAGAGCCGGCGGCGCUCCGCGGCGGCAGGGAAGUCUCUGGCGACGCUGCUCUGGCUCCUGUUCAUUUCUCUCCGUCCCGAUCCACCUUGGGCUUUGCAGCAGCAGCUGCGAUGCGCCUGAUCCAGAACAUGGGGACCAUCUCGGAGUACCCACAGUCUGGCCACGCCACCAGCGGAGAGGGCUGCGGGGCUGGCCGGCCUCGGCUCAUCAAGAUCGCCGUGGUGGGAGCCAGUGGAGUGGGCAAGACCGCCCUGGUGGUGAGAUUUCUCACAAAGCGAUUCAUUGGGGACUAUGAACGCAAUGCAGGUAAUUUAUACAGCAGACAGAUUGAAAUUGAUGGAGAGCUGUUUGCAAUUCAAGUCCAGGACACUCCUGGAGUACAGAUCCACGGACACAACCUGGAAUGCAAUGAGCAGCUGAACAGAUGCAUUCGCUGGGCAGAUGCCAUUGUGAUAGUGUUUUCGAUCACAGACUAUAAGAGUUAUGAACUGCUCGGUCACUUCCACCAGCACAUACGCCACUUGCACCCCGGAAACAAAGUGCCUGUUGUGGUGGUAGCCAACAAAGCAGACCUCCUCCAUAUUAAACAGGUGGAACCCCAACACGGACUUCAGAUGGCUAGCAUGCUGGGUUGUACUUUCUAUGAGGUGUCUGUCAGCGAGAACUAUAAGGAAGUCUUCAAUGCCUUUCACAGCCUGUGCAAAGAUGUCUGCAAGCAACAAACCAUCAGCACACCAGAGAAGAGAAGAAGCUCCCUCAUCCCAAGACCAAAAUCGCCCAACAUGCAGGAUCUCAAGAGGAGGUUUAAGCAAGCCUUGUCUGCCAAAGUGAGGACUGUUACGUCAGUGUGACAGCUCAAACUACAUGGGAGGGUUUUUUCUUUCUUUCCCCAGUUCAUUAUCAUAGAGUUUCAACUUUGGAACAUGAAUUGCUGGUAUUACAGCUUCCGAAGAGGAACGAGAGACAGUCAAGAGAGUUCAGAUGUUGUUUAAACAGGUGUGGACAUUGUGUAUUGGAAGAGCAACACUGACGUUUGAACAAGGUCUUGAAGAAGUGGUCAAGACCUUAAAAGUGGAACACUGAUUGGACAAAACUGACAAUACUUUCAUCUUUUGUAGUGGAGCUUGCAUCAUGUUGAUAUCGGCUCUAUUCUGUCACUUCAAUGAGAGUGGAGGACAGGGCAGAGAUACUUAGAAUGGGACCUUUCUAAUGGGGAACCACCUGUGUUUACAUCCGUUACAAAUACCUUUUGCAUUGAAUUUAAGGCUCUCUUGAGCCUUAAAUUAUGUGGUUUAGGGGCAUAUUUCUCACUGAUUCAGCAAAACAAGACCCAUCAGUGUAAAAGCUACUGGACAUUAGCAAGUGAUUGUACUUUUGAGACAUUUUGUACCAAAAAAAGGUGGUUUGGUGUACAUUUUUACAGAUAAAGUUUACUCUUAAAGUCUGAAAUAGUGUCAUGAUCAAGCUUCAAAGACUGGCCAUCUGAUGCUGUGUUGACUUUACUUUCAGGGUGAUCUUUGAAUUUGUCUUGGAUUGGAUUGAUCACAAUUAUUGUGAAAUACUACUUCAGUGCUCUGGUCAUGAACAUAACUUCCUUUCCUUUCAGUCUAGUAUGAUUUCUCUCUCUUUUUCUUUCACUAUUGUCUAUGAAACUGGUAUUUUCUUGGUUGAGCCAUAUCUUCAGCUAGUGCAUGAAGAACAUCCCACUGAUGCAUACGUCUGUCAUUUGCAGUUAUGGUGGUUGUACAAAAACGGAAUCAUUGGGCUUGUCACACAGCCGGCAGGAUUUGGCCUGACCCAAUUCCCCCAGUGCACUUUUUUUUUUAAAAAAAAAAUAACACACAAACAUGUUCUUUCUUUAAGCUGUAAUUUAUUUUUUUUACUGAUAGCAACUUACAUAGAACACAACUUCAAAAAUUUGUUUCAUAAUUAAACAAUGUUUUCUCAUAUGA